Messenger RNA from Alexandromys fortis (reed vole), 2277 nucleotides. RefSeq names its product TLC domain containing 2 (gene Tlcd2). NCBI's taxonomy places the organism in Eukaryota, Metazoa, Chordata, Mammalia, Rodentia, Cricetidae. The transcript has 4 exons. The record is from RefSeq and is a predicted model, not a curated record. Gene Ontology annotation, cellular component: plasma membrane. Gene Ontology annotation, biological process: regulation of membrane lipid distribution; membrane assembly; phospholipid homeostasis.
CAACAUAGGUCCUCUGCAAGAGCAGCCAGUGCUGACUGCUGAGCCACAAAUCUUCACACCCUCUAUGUAAUUUUUAAAAGACGAUUUCUAUCAUGUGCCUGUUUGGGCACCUGAGUGCGGGUGUCUGCGGAGCCAGAAGAGGGCCUGACAUCUCCAGAGCUGGAGUUACAUGCUGUUGUGAGCCCUCUGAUAUGGAUGCUGGGAAUUGAACAUGGGUCCUCUACAAGAGCCGCAAAUGUUCCCGGCCACUAGAGCCCUCUCUCCAAGUCCUUGAUGUAUUUUUUUAAAAUUUUGGAGAAUUGGGUGUAGGGGAAUGGGCUGUAUUUAGUGCCCUGGUGAAAAUGUUUGCGUGGGGUACCUACUGCUUCUUGAACAUGUGUGGGGGUGGGUUGAGUGCUGGGAAUCACACCCAGGGCCUUCCCUGUACAAGCUAGGCAGGCGCUCCUGUCACACUGAAGUCAGCCCUGUUGAGCUUCAUUCUUUAGUUCUCUGAAUCCACCCACUUGCUCUGUAUACAGGAAGCGUUCCUCCGACUUCUGGCUGUCAGCCAGCUAAGGAGGUGUGGCUCAGAGUAAGAAAGAAGGAAAAUGCUCCAAACCAGUCACUCUUCAGGGAAUUCAGGGUUGGAGAGAAUGUUCCUCUUAAGGCCAAACGUCUAGGGUUGCUACCGCGGGUGUUGAUCUCUUUUGAGUGGGCCUUUUUCUUGAGGCUUGGGAAGGGGAGGAGAAUAGUAUGUGGUAGGGAUUUCCUGUGUCUCCCCUGCCCCAGUAAAGAUUCCCAGCGUCUGGGGGCAGGAAUUCGGGAAGGGAUCCCCCAAUGGACUGCUCCAAAACAGGACUCCCCCGUUUGGGGAGUACUAUGUAAGGGAAUUACAGAUGGGCAGAGAGCACCUCUGCCGAACUGGCCAUGCUCUCAGGUAAAGGUGAGGUGAUGAAAGGUUUGGACCCUCGGGGCUUGGGUGCGCUGCCCUUCUAUCUUCACAACUGGGUAAGGAUGACCAACCAGUAGGUGAGAGAAGAGGAAACCAGAGCAGGUGAAAGUUAGUGGGCGGAGCCCCAUACCUGUCAGGUAAGGCUAGAUAAAUCGCUUUCUGGAACUCUGAGGGGUUUGGAGACUCGUGGCGUUGGAAAAGACUUCUAGUGUUGUGCAGGAAGGCUUCUGAACUCGGUUGCCGAACUUGAUGCCUGGGAGCCCCCAAACCGCAAUCCCCCAAGCAGGGGCAGGACGCCAGCGCUUCUAUGGCUCCAUGGGUGGUGGCCCCACAGCUGCACCAAUCACUUGCCCAGCCGGGAGAUAGGGGCGUGGACAAGCUAGGGAAAGUUACAACAGGUUGGAAAGGCAAGACAGGCGUGGAAGCCCCUGGCAACAGCCAGAUCCCGACUCCGCUGUGGGGUCCUUCGAGGUCCCGGACAACAGGCACGGGGAUCAAAGACACAAACUAAAGCCUAGCUGACCUGCCAGACCAUGGCAUCCUGGGAACUCCUUGUGGUUGGUGCCUCCUUCGCGGCAUUUCGGGGGCUGCACUGGGGACUGCAGCUGCUGCCCACCCCGGAAACUGCUCGAGACCUUUGGAUGUGGCGGAACAUUUUCGUUUCGCUGAUGCACAGCCUUCUCUCUGGAGCAGGGGCGCUGGUCGGGCUAUGGCUGUAUCCUCAGAUGGUCAUCGACCCGAUUCAUGGCCACCCAUCGUGGGCAGUGGUCCUAGUAGCAGUGUCAGUGGGUUAUUUCCUGGCGGAUGGAGUUGACAUGCUGUGGAAUCAGAACUUGGCCCAGGCCUGGGACCUUCUCUGUCACCAUUUGGUGGUAGUGAGCUGCCUCAGCACUGCGGUUCUGUCUGGCCACUUUGUGGGCUUCGCUGUGGUGUCUCUACUUCUGGAGCUGAACUCCAUCUGUUUGCAUCUGCGGAAACUUCUGCUGCUUUGCCAUAAGGCCUCAUCCUUGGCCUUCAGAGUAAGCAGCUGGGCCACCCUGACCACGCUGGCCCUCUUCCGCCUUCUACCUCUAGGAUGGAUGAGUCUGUGGUUGUUUCGGCAGCGCUACCGGGUGUCUCUUGCUCUGGUCAUCCUUGGUGGAACUGGGCUGGUCACUGUGGGAUCCAUGAGCAUCUCAUUGGGUAUCCGCAUUCUGAUCAGGGAUGUCUUGCAGUCUCGACCCCACCCAUUUAUCUCUGUGCACAAGGAGACCAAGACAUAUGAAGGAGAGACAGUCACCAGGAACAAUUCCACUCUCAGUCUGAAAAACUAGAGAAGUGGAGGUUUCCUCUUCAGUCAGCCCUGA